AUGGAACAUGAAUUACUUCUGGGGGUGUUGAACGUUGUUAUCGACGCCUGGGAAAUGAAAUUCCACCUUCUCGAGGUUCAAGGCUCCGAAGAAGAAGGAAUUUGGUACUAUCGCCAGAACCCAGAAUCAGACGUCACCAAGCGGCAUCCCGAAAUGCCAUGUUUUUGGACCAAUGAAGGCAGGCGGGAAUACACACAGUGGGAAUCCCACAACCGGGUGCUCUUCGACGACGUCGACCGCAUAUGUCGUCUCCUCAAGGCCUCGAAGAGUGCCCCCUCACCCACUCGAACAAUGGGCAGCAAAGCUUGGUAA
Molecule: messenger RNA, 312 nt
Organism: Aspergillus eucalypticola CBS 122712
Lineage: Eukaryota; Fungi; Ascomycota; Eurotiomycetes; Eurotiales; Aspergillaceae
Exons: 1
Coding region: 1-312 (103 amino acids)
Source: RefSeq, a predicted model, not a curated record